AUGGCCACCGCCGCCUCCCACCACGCUCUGCUUCUCCCGUACCCCACUCUGGGCCACGUCCUCCCCCUCAUGGAGAUUGCCCACCGCCUCGUCGCCACUGGCUUCACCGUCACCUUCGUCAACACAGAGCACAACCACCGCCGCCUCCUCCCCGCCGCCGCCGCCGGCCUCCGCCUGGUGGCGCUGCCGGACGGUCUCCCUCCCGGCGAUGACAGGGAGGAUAUUGGCCGCCUCACCGCCGCCGUCGUGCGGAUCAUGGCCCGCCACUUUGAGGAGCUCAUCCGCGAGACAAACUCCGGCGGCGACUGCGCCGGCGAGAUCACCUACAUGGUGGCGGACCAGGGUCUCGGUUGGGCCUUCGACAUAGCAAAAAAUGCCGGCAUCCCUGCGGCGGCGUUCUGGGCAGCUUCGGCGGCGACUCUGUCGACGAUUCUCAGCAUCCCCAAGCUCGUCCAAGACGGAAUCAUCCUCCCCGACGGUAAGAAGAAGAAGAAGAAAGGAGGAAGAAGAAGAGAGAGUUUUGUUUUAUAGGGUUUCGGGUGACUGGUGCAGGAAGGGGGACAGAGAAGGAGACGUUCCAGCUGGCAGCGGGAAUGCCGGUGAUGAACCAGAAGCACCUGAGCUGGAACCGCUUCGGGAACCCGGCGGCGCAGCAGGUGAUGUUCAAGCUCUUCGUGGACAACAACGCCGCCACCGACGACGGCGAAGUCCUCCUCCUCUGCAACUCCUUCCCGGGGAUAGAAGCUCCCACCUUCUCCUUCCUCCCCCGGAUCAUCCCCCUGGGGCCGCUGCUCGCCGGCCGCCCCCGCUUCAUGCCGGAGGACCCCGGCGGUGCCGCCUGGCUCGACGCCCAUCCUCCCCGCUCCGUCAUCUACGUUGCCUUCGGGAGCCUCACCACCUUCCACCGGCGGCAGCUCGAGGAAAUCGCGCAGGGGCUGGAGCUCUCCGGCCGGCCGUUCCUAUGGGUGCAGCGGUCCGCCGGCGGUGGCGACGACGACCCGCCGGAGUUGCACCGGCGGCGGGGGAAGGUGCUGAGGUGGGCGGCGCAGCAGGAGGUGCUGGCGCAUCCGGCGGUGGCGUGCUUUCUGACCCACUGCGGAUGGAACUCCAUCGUUGAAGGAGCGGCCAACGGGGUCCCCUUUCUGUGCUGGCCGUGCUUCGGAGACCAGUUCCUGAACAGAGAUUACAUCUGCGACGUUUGGAGGACGGGGCUGAGCUUGCCGGUGCCGGCGGAAGGGGAGGGCGUCGUCUCUGGGGAGGAGAUCCGGCAGGGAGUGGAGAAGGUGAUGGGAGACCAGGGGAUGAGGGAGAGGGCUCUGCGGAUCCGGGAGGCGGCGGAGAGGAGCUCACGAGAGGGAGGAGACUCCUACCGGAACUUUCAGAACUUCGUCGACGCCAUGAAGAAGAAGAAGCUCUGA
Messenger RNA from Spirodela intermedia, 1418 nucleotides. Lineage: Eukaryota; Viridiplantae; Streptophyta; Magnoliopsida; Alismatales; Araceae. The record is from the annotation of a GenBank genome assembly.